UUUGGACUCCCUCCAGUCAGACGCGCCCGCUAAAGGAGAACCAGAGGCGACGUCUCGGCGUCGACGGUGGAUGAACCUGACGAACAUGCACUCGAUGGCAUGCUUUCAAUGUUAGUUUUUGCUGCGAAUUAUUUGUUUUAGAUGUAUUGGAGUAUGAGAUACACCGAGCAAGUGGUUGAAAGAACAUGCACUAUGGCUACGGAAUCCACGGAUGAAAAAAAGAACAGACAGCUCCUCGAACAACUUUUGGACAAACCUGGGAAUGGAACCUGUGCGGAUUGUGGAGCUCCAGACCCCACCUGGGCCUCCUACACGCUGGGUGUCUUCAUCUGUCAAAGCUGUUCAGGCCUCCACCGAAACAUCACGUACAUUAGCAAACUCAAGUCAGUCCUACUUGACCCCUGGAGCGACUCUGAGGCCGAGUUCCUGGCCUCCACAGGCAACAACAAGGCGAAGGCCCGGUACGAACAGAACGUGCCCCCGUUUUACUACCGACCCACGCACACAGACUGCACGCUCUUGCGGGAACAGUGGAUCAGAGCCAGGUAUGAGAGGAACGAGUUUGCCUGCCUCGAGAGGCAGGAGCCAUACUCUUCAGGCUAUAGAGAGGGGUUACUAUGGAAACGAGGCAAAGACAACGGACAGUACCUCAGCCGAAAGUUCAUUCUGUCCGAGCGGGAAGGUGUUCUGAAGUACUACAACAAGCACGAUGCUAAGGAACCUAAGGCAGUGAUGAAAAUCAAUACCCUCAAUGCAACCUUUCAGCCAACUAAAAUCGGCAACGCCCAUGGGCUGCAGUUAACCUAUCUGAACGACAACAGCACAAGGAACAUCUUUGUUUACCAUAUGGACGGCAAGGAAAUGGUCGACUGGUUUAAUGCCAUUCGAGCAGCUCGGUUUCACUAUCUCCAAGUGGCCUAUCCUGGAGCCUCCAUCAGUGACUUGGUACCACAGCUAACACGUAACUACAUUAAGGAAGGCCACAUGGAGAAGACGGGCCCAAAGCACAAAGAGGGCUUCAAGAAGAGAUGGUUCACCUUGGAUGACAGGAGGCUAAUGUACUUCAAAGAUCCCCUGGACGCCAACGCACGGGGAGAAGUGUUCAUCGGCAGCAAGGAGAACAAUUACUUCGUUCUUCCCGGUCUCUCCUCGCCCUGCCAGGGUCUUAACUGGCGGUUUGGAGUCACCAUAGUAACCCCCGACAGGAAGUUCCUCUUUGCCUGCGAGACCGAAGCGGAGCAGAAAGACUGGCUCACCGUCUUUCACCGGGUGGUGAGCAGGCCGAUGCUUCCCCAGGAGUACGCAGUCGAGGCUCGCUUUAAGCACAAAUCCUAGACGUGCCAAAGAGGUUUGCGUCGGCUGAGAAGGACAGGAGAAGACCUGACGGAUGAGAAGAGGUAACAGAUUAGGAUCACAUGAGAAGAUGAGGAGGACAUUGAAGAUGAGAACCAGAGUUGAGAAGAGAUUCGAGUGAAUCUUUAUUACUUAACAAUAGACAAACACACAAAUAUCAAUAACGUUUUAACAAUGUUCAUUUUACAUGUAGUUACAUAUGAAUUGCAUAUGCACAUAUGUAAUUAAAUCGACCCAAGAAGCACUGACCAAACAUUGUGUAUGCCUUUGCUAUUAUUUUAUUUAUAUUACAUUAUUGUGACGUGACCUUUACUCUUUUCACGUCAGUCAAAUAAGGCUUGUUGUAAAUGUGUAACAAGCUAUAAAACUAUUUAUCCAGCAGAGGGAGACAUUGCCUUGAGCCUCAUUUCCUUGCAUUGUUUGUGCCAAGUAAGGCUUGUCAUUAAUGUAAAUCUACGGAAAUGUAGAUGCAGAUGUUUUUUAAGUAAACUGUUUAAAGUACAGUGUUUCACUUUGUUGUGACAAAUACAAUUCAAAGAGAACCACAGAGAGACAACAAGUCGAGACCAUGUAACUGCACACUCUUUAUUGUAGUGUCGUCUGAAAUGAAUACGAUCAGAGAAUGAGACAAUAUUCUGAUGGAUAUCGGCUCAUUUACAAACACGUACUGUUGGUAUUAGUUAGUGGGGAAAUAUUUAGCAUUAAGUGAUUAUAGAGAAGCACAUUGCACCUUACAAUGAAAAAAUCGUAAAAAAAUGAGAUGCAUGUUUAUUGGGUAGGGUCAUAACAGACAAUUAAUACAAUAAGCAAAUAAUGGCAUGAAGCAAUCUUGAGGUUUACUCAUUAUACCAUGCAUAUAUAUUUAUGUAUAUGUACAUAUCUAUACAUACAUAUAUAGGCCUAUAUAUAAUACAGGGCAAAGUAAAACUAGCCAAAUUUCACUACAUUUAAUAUAAAACAUCUCAAAACCAAUAAUGACUUUUUCUUCAAUAUUUAAUGCUUUAAUAUGCAGUUAUAUGAAAUGCCUUAAGGUCACAAGCUCCAUUUAAACAUUAAAAUGGAUAAAAAGCCAAAGCUCUGUGUUUUCCUUCAGACAUGAAUAAUGCCAGGCUUUAAAGGUCACUUAGACCUGUUCCAAAUAUUACCCAGAAAUAACAAUAUACUAAAUCAAAUAUAUAAGUCUGUACACUUGCCCAACCUAACCCUACACUUACUAUUUCGUUGAUAAGUUAGUUAGUGGCCAAAAAAUGAUUAAGCAAAGAAUAAGUUAAGGACACAUAAUAUGAAAACCGGUUUGCUUUGCCAAAAUAUUAAGUUGCAAAAUCAAGUUUAUUUUACAGUUGCCAUGUACCAAAUACUAUUCUCGCUACUUUACUCUCUAAAAACUACUACAGUCCAACAGAUAUUUCCCGAAAUGUAUUUGAUAUGCAAAUAGACUAAUCAAAUAAAUGUCAUAUUUUACUAUACAAACAUUGUCAUGGAAAUGUUUGUUAAAAUAAGACAAAUGCUGGUCAAGAAGUCUAUGAAAUGAUUUAAGUACAGAAUGGUAAAAUACACAAUGGCAUUUAUGUUCAGGGAGAUUCAUUCACCUUCCAUCCAUGGAAAAUGACCAUGAGCACUGUGUAGACAUCAUUGAUUAGACUGGCAAC
This is a messenger RNA of Gadus chalcogrammus (walleye pollock), 3002 nucleotides long. RefSeq names its product arf-GAP with dual PH domain-containing protein 1-like. The transcript is spliced from 11 exons. Bases 142 to 1335 code for a protein of 397 amino acids. Gene Ontology annotation, molecular function: GTPase activator activity; phosphatidylinositol bisphosphate binding. Gene Ontology annotation, cellular component: plasma membrane; intracellular membrane-bounded organelle. The record is from RefSeq and is a predicted model, not a curated record. NCBI's taxonomy places the organism in Eukaryota, Metazoa, Chordata, Actinopteri, Gadiformes, Gadidae. Gene Ontology annotation, biological process: positive regulation of GTPase activity.